AUGUUUUGGCGCCUCACCGAGUCACCAGAAGGACAGGAGCACAGCGGGGCUGGGAGAGCAGGAACGAAGGACAGGAACCCAGCUGGGAGAUCAGCCAUACGAAGAUGCCAGAAUGUUACCUCAGAGUCUGCUGGACAGAACGCAGCACUCGCAGCCGGCGGGAAGCGCGGUGGCACCCAGGCCAGCGGGGUUUCGGCUGAGGCGCAGUGCGACACCAUGGCUGGCCUCCAACCCGUGGGAAGCCGAAGACAAGCUGAGAAGAAAACGUCAGGGAAAGGCUCUGCACACAUCCGGAAAUCAGCGCCAGAAAGCAGCAACAUCGCCUGCUCCACACGGUACCCCGGGCGGCACACGGAAACUGCCAGAUGA
Rangifer tarandus platyrhynchus (Svalbard reindeer) is the source of this 369-nucleotide messenger RNA. NCBI's taxonomy places the organism in Eukaryota, Metazoa, Chordata, Mammalia, Artiodactyla, Cervidae. The record is from the annotation of a GenBank genome assembly.